Molecule: messenger RNA, 243 nt
Organism: Protopolystoma xenopodis
Lineage: Eukaryota; Metazoa; Platyhelminthes; Monogenea; Polystomatidea; Polystomatidae
Source: the annotation of a GenBank genome assembly
GACCUAGAGUCAAAAUCGCAGUCACUGCAGUUGACCGUUGAUCGUCUGUCAAGUUGUCUGGCCAAGACUGAGGAAGAGGAGAGUGGCGCGAAGGACCGCGUGCAGCAGCUAACCGCCAGUCUGGGUGAGCAUACGCAGACUAUUGAAGAGUUACGCGGGCGACUGUCUCAACUACAAAAGUCAUUAACCGUUUCUGAACAAGAAAAGCGUAUUAUCCAGGUAGCUUUUUUGAUUUGUGCAUAA